Messenger RNA from Aspergillus affinis, 1575 nucleotides. RefSeq names its product cytochrome P450. The coding region runs from base 1 to 1575 and encodes 524 amino acids. Gene Ontology annotation, molecular function: iron ion binding; monooxygenase activity; heme binding. The record is from RefSeq and is a predicted model, not a curated record. Lineage: Eukaryota; Fungi; Ascomycota; Eurotiomycetes; Eurotiales; Aspergillaceae. The transcript has 3 exons.
AUGUCGACAGUUCCAGAUGUCAUCCAGGCGAUGCGACUGCGUCUGGAUGGCGAGCUUCCCAUCCCUCUAUGUUCCACAGUUCUGGUUCUCACUGUCCUGUUCAUUCUUUCUUUCACCCUACAAGAAGAUACUGGCAUCCCUUUGGUGAGGGACACGGGCAAAAAGCGAUUCUCACUGUCGACAUUCAUCGCAUAUUUCUUCAACGCCAACGAGGUGUUUCGAGAGGCUUAUGAUACGCAUUUGAAACAUGGCCGAACAUGCCGGAUUCCGGAUAAGAGUUUCGGGACGAUGGUCAUCCUGCCAAAUUGUUAUAUGCGAUGGAUGCUGGCCCAGCCGCAAAAUGUCCUCGGCUCGCGCGAAGCAAUCGUAGAAACAGUCCAGGCCCGAUGGACGGUCGGUCACUCCAGGUACUUUACCGAAGAGUGGCAUUCGGCAUUUCUGAAGCGCUCUAUCCGCUCCUUCAUGGACACUGAGAUCCCGCGGUUCCAGGAGGAACUUGAACGGAGCAUACUCAGUAUGUUCGGCAGUGACGAAACGAACUGGACUGAGGUCAACCUUGCCAAGUCGAUCAAGCAUAUCCUCGUUCGGUCCACUGCCCGAUAUAUCGUGGGAUCUCCGCUCUGCUCCGAUCCAAGAUUUCUCCGAUGGACUCUCAUAUUUAUGGAGGUCAUCACUCCCAUUAGUGAAGUCCUAAAACCCAUUCCUGAGAUAUUUCAUCAAUUCAUCGGUCGCGUUCUAUCACUUCCGCGAAUUAUUGUGGUCCAAAAACUGAAGAACAUAUUGCGCCCGACGUACGAGGAGCGUCUCAGGGGGCUCAGAAAUGGAGAAGGACCGGAAGGGGAACCACAAGACUUCCUUCAAAAGAUCAUGCGACAUCUCUACGAAAACAAUAGCCCCGAUCUCAAUCUCCAUUUCAUCACGGUUCAUAUCAUGAUCUUCAUGCUGGCUGCCGCGGUACAGCCGUAUAUGCUCUCUCCGCACGUGAUUUUUGAUAUGCUAGACUCAGACGCUGAAUACGGAACGAUAUCGCAAACCAAGGAGGAACUGAAUGAAGUCUUUGGCGAAGCCAGACAAGAAGAGCCUCGCUGGACCAGAAAUGACGCAUCCCGACUGAUCAAGCUAGACAGUGUCCUUCGAGAGUCACUCCGAAUCAACACCCUAGUGAGCCACAGCAUGCCACGAAAGGUGAUGGUCGAUGGUCUCAAAACACCUGAUGGUUACACCUUGCCCAAAGGCUCGACGGUGUCUCUCCUAGCCAGGACGGUCCAGACAGAUCCUGACAUCUACCCCGAGCCCGAGAAGUUCGUGCCUUUCCGGUUUGCUGGGCCCGACGGGAAGAGGUUAGCAGUCACGUCGUCGGAGUUUCUGGCUUUCGGGCACGCGAACUAUGGAUGUCCCGGUCGCUUUUUGGUCGCGGUGGAGCUGAAAAUGCUGCUUGCGUAUCUUUUCAGGCAUUACGAGGUUGAACUGCCGGUAGAGUACGGCGGCAAGCGGCCGCCAGCGAUGUGGAUCACUGAUUUGAAAAUUCCUCCUCAGAACGGGAGAGUUCGACUCAAGAAAAAGGCACUCUGUUAA